UAAAAAUGAAGAGGAUUAUUUUGUUAAUUUCACUUAUUGUAGCCUUUUAUUCUUCAUGUACUAGUGCUAGAACAACUCCUAAUCAAGUGUUGCAGGUGGUACGUGACACUAAUGGUGAAAUUCUCAGAUCAGACUCUAGGUACUUCGUGGUCACGCCACCAGUAUUAGCCGGAGGAGGCGGCGGAGUAAUCAGAGGGCCCAUAUUAGAGGCUGAAGAUGGAGCUCGUGAUGCUAAUUUCGUCUGUCCGUUUCAGGUGAUGCAAACCCCGCUAAAUUCGGACCAAGGCAGGGCAGUAUUUUUCAAACCUAAGGCACCAAAUCAAAUAGAAAUCACUGAAUCAAGUGAUGUUAACAUUAAGUUCUAUCUUGACAAUCCAAUUGGGAUGUGUAACAACACAGUGUGGGAAGUAGAAGGUAAUAUCCCAGGAACUGUAUUGAACCCAGCUUUCUUGUCGACUAAUGGUGGAGAGACAGGAAAUCCUUCCAAAGUGAACACUUGGUUUCAGAUUAAGAAAUUAAAUGACGAUGAUAAUGCUAAUCCUAUGUACAUUUUGGUGUUUUGUCCUAAUAAUUAUGAAGACACAUGCAGUGAAAUCACCAUUCAUUAUGUCUACGGACAAAGGCGUUUGGUUCUCAAAAUUGGCGAUAGCUUCCCAGUUGUGUUCGUUAAGGAUAAUAAUUACGGAAUAAAUUCGAUUGUAUGAUCCGUUUGUUUGGACGAAAAUGUAUGAAUGAA
Molecule: messenger RNA, 736 nt
Organism: Solanum stenotomum
Lineage: Eukaryota; Viridiplantae; Streptophyta; Magnoliopsida; Solanales; Solanaceae
Product: miraculin-like
Exons: 2
Coding region: 6-704 (232 amino acids)
Molecular function (GO): endopeptidase inhibitor activity
Source: RefSeq, a predicted model, not a curated record